Molecule: messenger RNA, 2295 nt
Organism: Kalmanozyma brasiliensis GHG001
Lineage: Eukaryota; Fungi; Basidiomycota; Ustilaginomycetes; Ustilaginales
Exons: 1
Coding region: 1-2295 (764 amino acids)
Source: RefSeq, a predicted model, not a curated record
AUGAAGAGCAUAACAGCCUUGUCACUGCUCUUGCUGGCCCAGGCCUCCGCAUGCCUGGCCGGCUCAAAUCGACCAAAUCGACAGGUCCCAUUCUCAUUCCCAGCCUCCUCAUCAGCGCCUGCUCCCACCGCAGUCGCCAGUUCAGAGCUACCAUACCACGAAGCACCAGAAACAUAUGCAUACUCCAGAUUCGUAGACGAUGACGAUCCGACUCCCGUUGCACCUCUACGUCUCUCUCACUCAGGUCUCUACAUCAACCAGGCGCAUGCACCUUCUGCGGUACAUCGACCGGAUCACUCGAAUCAGACCGACCCUUUCCAGCCCCACCCGCUCGUUGUCCAUUUCGACCCGACAUUAUACGCCUCGACCAGUGCGAGAGCAUCCAUUGGACCCGUGCGACUACGAACCCGAGACUUUGUCAUGUCGCAUUGCGGAAACAAAACGGGCGGCAUCGAGGCGUGCGAGCGGGAUGAUCUCCACCUCUCUUCGCCAGAUCACAUUUCAGAGCCAGUAUCGCAUCCAAAGACACCACUCGAAUCAUGGACAUUCGAGUCGGCAGAUACCGUCGACUGCAAGGCGGGUGCCGACUCCCUGCUUCCAGGCGGCCGCUUCCACCUCGACGAACGAUCCUGUCCGGGCUGGGCAAAGCUCUGGCAGUCAGUGCACCAGGCACGCAAGGACGAUUCGCAUGAGGUCCUGCAGAGUUUUGUCGUCAACGUCAAGCUCGACAAGCUGCCGUCAGCUUCAUCAGAUAGCGAUCAGGUGGAGCAGCAAGUGGAGCAAUUCUGGAUCGGACACUUGCAUCUCGAAGAAUCCAGAGCAUCGUGGCCACUAGCAGGCAAUGCUCGCGACAGGCGGCCUGGCCAAGAAGACAGGACAUGGCACCCCAAAGACGUCAAUCGCAUUGCAGGCGCCAUGGAGAAUCCUCUCAUCCCCAAAUCGUCCCGAUACGUCAAUGACCGUAACUUUGGCGUCUUUGUCGACCAAUCUGCUUGGACACUUGGAGUGCAGAUCAAGGUGCCAUUGAGCAUCACCAACCCAAGAGACGAUGACGGCGAUGACGACGACCCGGAAGACAUCCACAACAAACGGGCCAAAGCGACCAUGAUGCUGCCACCGGAAGAGGUGUUUGCGCCAGUAUCAGGUCAAGUGGUGUGGGCGAGGGACUACACAUUCCGCCGACCACCCAUCUACGGCCCUGCAGCGGGUGAGAAUGACGAAGGCAGCUACUGCCUCAUGAUCCGCGACGAAUGGUCGAUCGUCUAUCAGAUCUUUGGCAUCGAUGGUGGCACCGUCAGCCUGCGCGAGGGCGACACAGUGUUGCGUGGUGACGUGCUCGGUCAUGCCCUUCGCGAAGGGUUCUCGAUCGAGCCACCCUCCACUGAGCCACCUGCAGACCACUUGGCAUUCAAAGCGGAUCGCCACGUAUCGUUCUACCCGUACCGCUUCCGUUCGAUCCAAGUGCGAGUCUCUCGACCCGACCCAUCGUGGACCGAGUGGAAGUCGCCCGACGAAGCAGGAUGGCAGUACUUUCAUCCUCUACACGCCUUCACCGAAGGCAAGAACUACCGAUCGAGCAUCACACCCUACGGCUCGCCCACGCUGAUUUACUUUGCCAAGCCCUCAACGGAUCCGCUCAACACGCCGCCGAAUGCGUAUGCGACGAGCAACGAUUUCUGGACCCCGACCCUCCAAGGACCGACCGAGAUCAUUGUCGGGUACGAGUACUUUCAGCAGACACCUGGGGAUCCUGCGGAUGGGAUGGACAAUCUGGCGGUGUAUGCGCUGGAUGUGGCGUUCAAGAAGAAGGUGGAUGGGGAGCGAGCGCCGAUGCGGGGGAUGGAGUGUGACUUGGGUGGAACCACAGACCCAACCGGGGUGAGUGAGGAGGAUCGGAAGUACUGGAGGAACGUGUUUGAGCAUUCGAAAUUGCCGAACAACUGGACACCCGCGCCAUCACCACUUACCCAGAGCAACGCGACGAUGAAGGAGGGCGAAGGAGAACCGUAUCGGUGGACGAGCAAGCUGUUUGCACACUACAUGCCCGCUUUCUCCCACGGACGCUUCUUCCCGGAGAAGAUCACGAGUCAGUUUGACGAAAAGUCCAAGACGCUCUACUAUUCGGCGGCGCGGACGGUGAGAGGCGAGCCCAAGAUCGGCGGUGCGUUCAACGUGCAGGAUGUGAUAGAUCAGGAAGGGGAGGAGGGUGGAAGGGGCAAGUACAGGCUGGUGGUGCGGGCGAGGGACUACUGGGGCAAUGUGGGUUGCAUUGCUAGUGACGUGCUGCUUACUUGA